ACCGCCCUUACCCUGAGUGAGGAGUCAAGCACAGAAGACAUCGCGUUGGGAAGACUGGUGGUAUUUGGACAUUCCCUAGCUACGUCCCAUCAGCCUCAGGUAGUAUCUUCCUGGUUUGGAGCAGUAAUCCUGAGAAGAGCAGUGUGGCUGCGGUCUGGUGUUCGGUGUUGCUUAGCAAGCUAUAGCUGGUACCAUGGCGUUGUCCUACAAGAAGGAUCUGGAUAAAUACAAGGAUCUCGAUGAAGAUGAAAUCCUCAACAAACUGUCGGCAGAGGAGCUCAAACAGCUGGAGACGGCCCUUGAGGAGAUGGACCCUGAGAAUGCUCUUCUCCCAGCGGGUUUACGUCAAAAAGACCAGACGUCUAAGACAGCUAGCGGACCGUUCGACAGAGAACGUCUGCUCAAAUACCUGGAGAAGGAAGCCAUGGAAUAUAAGGACAGAGACGAUAUAGUGCCUUUCACUGGAGAGAAAAAAGGUAAAGCGUUUGUUCCUAAGCAAAAGCCAAUAGAAACACGUAAGGAGGAGGUCACGACCCUUGAUCCAGAAUUGGAGGAAGCGCUCUCCAGUGCCACAGAUACGGAGCUGUGUGAUCUCGCAGCAAUCCUGGGUGUUCACACACUGGUUACCAGUAGUCAGACAUAUGAUGGAACAGGAAGUAAAGAGGGUUACAACAAUGUGGUAAAAGGGGAGAAGAUGAACCCAGUGUUCGAUGAGCCUCCCAAUCCCACUAAUGUAGAAGACACUCUGCAGAGGGUGAAAAGCAAUGACAGCACCUUAACAGAGGUCAACCUUAACAACAUUAAGAACAUUCCGAUUCCCACGCUGAAGGACUUCGCCAAAUCCAUGGAGAAGAACACGCACGUGAAGAAGUUCAGCCUGGCAGCCACGCGGAGUAACGACCCAGUCGCUGUGGCGUUCAGCGACAUGCUGCGGGAAAACAAAACAUUGCGAAGUUUGAAUUUGGAGUCCAACUUCAUCACCGGGGCAGGAGUGCAGGCUUUGGUUGAUGCAUUGCGAGACAAUGACGCGCUCACAGAGAUCAAAAUAGACAACCAGAGACAACAGCUGGGUACUACCGUAGAAAUGGAGAUUGCUAAAAUGUUGGAAGAGAACAAGAGCAUAGUGAAAUUUGGCUACCACUUCACCCAGCAAGGGCCCCGAUCCAGAGCUGCCGCAGCUAUCACCAAGAACAACGACCUGGUUCGCAAGAGGCGAGUGGAAGGGGAUGUGUAGGGACGCCACGACACCCGUCUCCCAGCCAAUCCUGUUUUUCAUCUCAUUGUGUGGAAUAAUUUCAGCCAAUGCCCUGGUCUUUCUCAUCUCACUGUGUGGAAACUUUAGUCUUGUGCCAAACUGCGGGGCAAGGCAUGCUAAACCUGAACAUACAUCUGAGAAGAAGGGAAAUAACUGGAAUUGCCCUCUCCCGUACACAUGUUCAUACUUAUAUGUUUAUUGUUAUGUUGUUAUUGAAGCUGUAAAUCUUAGUUUUUAGUCAUUCAUUUCAGCUGCUCCCCCUUUUUUUGAGCCUUUACAUUCUUUCCCCACUUUUUACUUGCUUUGUUUCCCUUUUUUACAAUUCUACAAUUAUGUGAGCUACCAACAUUACCAAGUACCAACAACAACAUCAAUAACAGCUCUAUAAAGAUGGUAACAAACGGUAACCUUUGUGUCCUGAUAGCUUGCUAUUGAGACUGAAGCUUCUUGUGGAAUUCCUGUAUUGAUUAAGCACUCAUUAGAGCGAUGCAGAGAGCUCUGAAGUUUAGUGAUGAUCUGCUAGAGACACAGUGGUUAUUGCUUGGAGAUAAAUACCAGACUGCUGACCUGAAUGCCUGACUAUACAGCUGAAUGUUAGCAUUGUAAAAACAAGGGCUGUUGUGCAGUGUUGUGCAGUGCGCUUGGCAACAGUUUACAUGAGCAGGUGUUGUUUAUUAGAGCUGCCUUGUAAAGCCAGAAGUACUGCUGAGUUGGAGUGGCUAACAAGGCGUGCAAAAAGUGCACCAGGUCUCUUAGCCAGUGCUGGUACUGUACUGUCAGCCUAACUCAGACUGUAUAUCAAAGAUGGAUAUAGCCACUGCAACAUUACCUAUUGUUUUAUGCAUUCUCAUAUUUUUUAAAACCUGAAAACUGGCUAGUCACAAGGAGGGUCCACCUUAAGUUGUAUUUUUAUUUUAUAUUCAUUUUUGAUGCAAAUUGACUAAAUAAAAAUGGUGUUUUAUUAAAUAGGAUGUUAACAUAGCCAUUGAGGCCACAAACUUCAGCUCCCGUAGGCACUAGGGUCAUUUUCCUCAUAGGCUUCUAUGUAAUCAGAUGUUUUUGAAAACAGAGGGGUCGCCCCCUGCUGGUCAUUAAAAAGGAUGCACGUUUAGGGUUCUUUCUUCACUGUGUCCAUCUACAUGUACAGUCUAUGGUUUGAUUUGAAACACCCUGCAGUAGCUGUUGGCUCGCCCCUCGUGUAAAAUGUAUACUUUAUCAGUGCGAUAUUGCUUUACUGUUUUAUUCUAUGAUCUUGUUUUGAUAUGGUUCAGUUUCUGUUGCUAGUUUUUGUGAUCACUUUAUUUUCUUGACAGGAAGUUCUAACUGUUUUGAUAUUUUGGAGUAAGCAAAGCUGCGGUUGUGCUGUAAAUGGACCGUGAUAUUAUUGCCAGUCAUGGCUAUUAAGGCCUUGACCUGCUCCUACAGAUGUCUGCUUAACAUACUUGGUUUCACUGAUGCUUAACCAUGCCAAAGACUAACACAUGCAGUGCUUAAAGUAUCAAUAGUAGACAUAAUGGUUACUGGCUCAGGUUUGGCUUUGUGACAGAGAGAUUUACAUCAUGCCGUACAAUGUUUUUACUUUUUUUUUUUUUUUUAUGUGUGAUGUUCACAGCGGCAUCUUCUUCGAGCAGUCCAAUGAGGUGCGAGGAAGGUUUAGCAAAAGGUUUGCACAAAACUUUCUACUUUGACUUCUCAGGUUGCGACUGCUCGUGAAAUGUUUCUUUGAACUACAUCUCACUUUUAACUUUCCACUCAAACUUCCACGUUCUCAGCAGUAAGAUGUCACUUAUGAAAUAUUAGAUGACACCACGCUGUGCGCGCAUCAAGUAGACUUUCUUUAGCUCGAGAUGGUUAUAACAGGACUAAUUCAGGAGUUACUUGAAACUUGUAUAUACUGUUUAUGUGUAAUAGGAACAAUAUCCUGGCAUGAAGUCAUCACCUGUGAACAUCAUGUUUCUGUUGACCAAAAAUGUUGUCAUCAGCCUCACAUUCCUCACAAGAGUUGUACUGUUUUUAUAUCCAUGCACUUUUUCCAUGAGCAUAUCUGCUUCUUUUUUCCAUUACUGUUUUUUUUCUCUUCCUGGUGGACACUCUGCUAAAGGAGAAAACUGCUUCCUUGCUUGAGCUUGUUAAUAAUACUCUGAUUCAUAAAAGCUAUAUUAAUUAUAAAAAAUGCCAUCUCAAAUUCAAAGUGUGCACGUACACAUAAUGUUAUAUGUGCACCACGUGAACCUACUAAAGUCACUGCUGAGAUUUUUUUUUUGUACCUUAAAUCAAAACCCAGGUGUUAAUGCAAGGAUUCUGUAUUAUAAGAAAACCACAAGACUGGUAAAACGCACUGCUGAAUAUAAAACAACUUCAAUAAUAAAUGUUUUUACAUAA
Messenger RNA from Neolamprologus brichardi, 3637 nucleotides. RefSeq names its product tropomodulin 2 (gene tmod2). Lineage: Eukaryota; Metazoa; Chordata; Actinopteri; Cichliformes; Cichlidae. Gene Ontology annotation, biological process: actin filament organization; muscle contraction; myofibril assembly. Gene Ontology annotation, molecular function: tropomyosin binding. Gene Ontology annotation, cellular component: striated muscle thin filament; cytoskeleton; myofibril. The record is from RefSeq and is a predicted model, not a curated record.